AUGUUCCGCAGAAAGAGAAGCACAUCUCGUCAUCAGCCUCUCUCCACGGUUAAUUCACAGUCCGCCCAGUCCGCUGCCACCCAUGCCUUCCUUAAAUCCCAACCCUCCUCAAGCAGCCUGUCUUCUGCUGCGGCGGCGGCUGCUCUACGAAGUCUCACACCUACCCCGACGCCCGUCGAAAAUGUCCAGACAAAGAGAAUGAUUCAAAGGCGGGCCUCCGUAACUUCGCAAACCAGCAUGACGGGUAGCCUCCGUCCAGCCAGCAGGACAGCCCUUCGUCGCAGCAAUAGCUCAAGCUCCAUGAGCAACAGAACGUUCCGAGAACAAUCUCCGCGCCGACCGGCUACCAGUAACGGCCAAGUGGAUGUCGUUCCGCCCUUGCCCUCCAUGCCUCAAGGAUUCGGAGGCCGGAAAAAUCCUGGUCGACGCUCCGUCAGCCUGGAGCCAAGCGUGCGGUUCAAUUCCUCGCCCACAAAUAAGACGCCGGGUCGCGGUAUGAGUGUCGACAGGUCGCUGCGAUCGCCGUCCAGCCAGUCACCCCUCCAAUCCCAACCAUUGUCUACCGUUCCUGAGCUCGAACGAACAAGCAGUCGGAACUCAAUCAAUUUCUCAUAUCCGAUGAAUGGUCGACCAACUUCCCCAACUGUCUCGCGUCCGUUUUCCACCCAACAUGAGGCCUUGGCUAACGUGUCGCUCAAUCAUGAGCUGUCACCCGCCACGUCCCCGAAUGCUCGGGUAGCGAAAAGCCAGGAAAUGAAGAAGACAGCUGGGCUCGUUACCGGAAGCCCCGGGAGGACUGCCUCUUCUGUUGGUACCGCUGUCGCAGCUGCACAGGCUGCUGUGGUACCCAAAUCCGAUGGAACGGGUCACUCUCCUCUGGCCAGUCGCUUCGUCAAUCAUCGAGAAGCGGCCACUAAUACACAUGCGCAGAGUCAGGCCUUGCGACAAGUAUCCUCAUAUGCGACGGGACCUAAGCAGACACCUACCGUACCGGAAGAAGACCCCCAGGGUGAAGAACGCGCGGGACCUGAUGGAAUCGGGAGCCGCUUCAAUCAUCCGCGCGGUGGAAGUGCUUCGCCUAUCGACGACUUUGUGCCCAAUUCUUUGGAGCACUUGUAUGCAGCGGAACCUUCAAUUAUCAGAACGCCAGCCACACCGGACGACAAGGAUGCACGCCCUACUUACCCUGUCCAUUCCGCGGAGUUAAAUGAAUCGGCAAGGCUAGAGAAUGGGCUACAGCAAUCCCCCAUCCGUUAUUCCAGCAGCAGCCCGGGUAGAUCUGCUCGAUUUUCAUCUCAACUUGCAGUCACUGGAAUUGCUGAGCAUCAACCUCCUCCGAGAUCCGUUUCACCGGUCAAAUCAGCGCUGAAGAAUGCGCGGAAAAGCUCAUUGUCUCCUGAUGGGAGAAAUGGAGGUAUUCUCCGUCCAGGCCCGUCAAUCAGUGAGCUAUCCGACGCCACUUCUGUGGCUUCAGACGAUGGCUCCAGACUAGGCUACCGUAGGAAGCCUGUCAAGGUAAGCUUUGACGAUGAUACCGAAAUUGUUGGAGUUGCAGCGAGUCCGCCGACCUCACCGGAGGAACUAACCCCCGAGCCCCCUGAAAAAUUCAGGGCCAGAACUGGAUGGUUCGGGGUAGGUAAGCGGAAGACAUCACAACGGGAUACCGUGCGUCCUAAUGAGUUCGAUGAGGUUUUGAAGCCCCGACCUGCUCUCCCAUCUUUUGGCAGUAUAAGAGGACGCCGAGAGGACGAACCUGAGCCCGCCCAGCCGGACUUCAGUGACAAUGAGUCUACUGCCUCGUCUGAGUUCGAUGCAGUGGUCUCCGGCUGGUCUGUCUCAACUGACCAUCCCGUCCAAGGCAUCAUGUCCCACCCUUCCGUAACAAAUCAUCCAUCUGACACAGAAGUCGGUCGCAUUGCCCUCGUUGAGCCCUCUGAAGGACCUAGCGGCCAAACGAAUAAUGAAGUAAGACAAGAUGGUGACUUAGUCCAUGAGCCGGCGUCUCAAGCUUCUCAGGCUCUGAAACUGUCGGUAGCGGAUGCACACUUAAUGCGAGAGCAGGGACCAUUAAUGACUCCAGAUGUGGAGUUAGCGCUACAGGGUAUGGUGGCCCAGACAACCUCACCUGGUGCCGAAAAAGGGCGUUCAAGUCUUGAGAUAUACAGAGUUCCCGGUGGUUUUCCGCGAACCUCGUUAGAACAUGAGCCCAAAGCUGCUAGUAGAAGGAAAGGCAAGAGGAGAUCACGUGGCAAGUCUAUCGACGAAAAUAUGCCGAAUGGCAAGGAGAGCGGUGACGAGUCAGGGGAAAGUAUCUACAGCGACGCCGAGGAGGGCGUAGAUGGUGAUGGCUUUGGCUCAAUCAAUGCUAUCGUGGAUGCCCGGAUAGCUCAAGGUAAAGAUGGCCGGCCUGUUGAUUCUCUCCUCAACAACACAUUCUCCAAAGACGACACUCGCGGAUUCGGAGCUAAGUCCACCAAUGGAGCGGCGAACAGGCUCGAAGAGUCAAGUCAGGCCGAUUGCGCAGCAACUCCCGCGCAAGCGCAACCUGCCGACUCUCCCACCUCCGCACAAGCAUUUUCUACACGGUCUACAGUUCAGACGCAGACGACCGCCAAAGACAUACAUUCGUCCGCACGCGCGAGUCAAGCGAAGAGGCCCAUGUCAACCAUAGUAUAUAGUGAUUCAGGGCUUCGUGAUGUUGUUGCAAAGGAUGGCUCAUUACGCGACCUAUCGGGCAACGGCACCUCUGCUUUACGUCGAGCCGAUUCUGAGCGGGCCAAAAAGAGGCCUGUGUCAUUCGGGCCGGUCAUCCAAAAGGAAAUCGACCCAGCGCCUUCUAGCGAGAGACUUAUCAACGGCAGAACGCCCCGCGUGCCUCAAAGGAGGAUGUCUACCGGAAGUGACUCAUCCAGCAGUUUCAUAAGGUCCACGCGCCGUGCCAAAAAAGGUGGGCAGCAUACCAUGCGUCGCACCAUGCGGGAAGGCCCUCCGACCCGCGCCAUGCCGCCGUCUCCCGGCCGGGCAUCAUCCCCCACAGUAGAAAGUCGGCCUCUUUCUUCAGGGUCGGUCACAGGUACCAUGCGCACUACAUUGCGGAGUGGACCCAAGAACGACAAGACUCCGAGCUUCUUCUCUAGCAGGUCUUCGAAACCGAAGGCUACCAAGACAGCUACACCUCGUUUCGUAUCACGAUUCCCAGAUUCGGAUGACGAAGAUGCUGAUUUCCGGCAGCGGAAACUUCAACGUCGAUACGAUGAUUCCAGUGACGAUGAGCAAGGCCGCGUGAUGCACACUCUACGCCCGGUUCGCGGCAUUCCUCGACGGCAGGGCACAAACGACGGCGAUUCGACGGAACUGGAAGAUAGCUCUGAGAACGAGAGGCCGGCCACCCCUGCACCAGCAGCUGCCUCCAAGAAACCUGAUCUUCCUUCGCACGACCCAGGACUUGCUGCAGUGGCCAGGUCCCGUGGAAUGACAGAGGAGGAGCUGGAUGAGUUCCUCCACCGGCCGGCUAAGGGGCGAGUGUCUGGGAUUCUGGGCCGGUUCACUUUGAAGAAAUCCAGGCCACCCAUGGAACACAAGGCCUCCAAGUCCAACCCGGAGGACCUUGCUCACAUGCGCGACGAGAAUUUGCUGAAUCCCGGUCGGGGAACAACAGUCACAACCGUCACUGCCAACCAGUCCGGGACUUCCCCUUCGAAGCUCACCAAGGGAGGCUUGAAGAAAGCGAACGGGAACAGCUGGCCAAUGGACUCUGGGCACAAAGGGUCAGAAGCCGCAGCGGAUGCUGAAACUGUGGCAGAACAGCACCCUGUAGCGACCGAUGCAUAUGGAGACGGAAGUGCAUCUAUUGCCCGCCAUAGUGAGCCCACCGCAAGCGACAGCGCAAUCAAUAUGCAAAGCUCCGAAGCCACACCUCCGCGCGAGGAACAACACUUCACUAACAGCAAUGGCAAUAAUAACGUCAGCGCAAAGGAUAUCGUCUUCCCACAGGGAGGGCGGAAGAAACGGUUUCCUCGUCUCCGAAAGGCAUUCGGCAUGCGCAGCUAA
Messenger RNA from Aspergillus lentulus, 4050 nucleotides. RefSeq lists its product as uncharacterized. NCBI's taxonomy places the organism in Eukaryota, Fungi, Ascomycota, Eurotiomycetes, Eurotiales, Aspergillaceae. The record is from RefSeq and is a predicted model, not a curated record.